GGCUCAAAGGCAUCCCGCGAUUUGCAACGGCGCCAGAAGCGACCAACUCCUGCAGAAGUCAUGGUGAAGGGAAAGUUCUCGAUCGACCCUUCCUUGGAGGCCAAGAUGCACCAGUACCAGAUCGUGGGGCGAGCAGCACCCACCAACAAGAACCCGACUCCUAAGAUCUACCGAAUGAGGAUCUUUGCGCGCAACGUGGUCCUCGCCAAGUCCCGCUUUUGGUACUUCAUGAAGAGGCUCAACAAGGCCAAGAAGAGCGGUGGCGAGUUGCUUUCCGUGAACGAGCUCCAUGACACUAGCCCCACCAAGGUGAAGAACUACGGCAUUUGGCUGCGCUAUGACAGCCGCACCAACACUCACAACAUGUACAAGGAGUACCGCAACGUGAACAUCAACGGUGCUGUUGGGCAGCUGUACCAGGAGAUGGCCGGCCGCCACCGCGCUGAUCCCGGCUCCAUUCAGAUCAUCCACGCCACCACUGUGCCGGAUGACAAGUGCCGCCGCGAUCACGUCUUGGAGAUGCAUGGCGACAGGCUCAAGUUCCCCGUCGUCAGGAAGAUUCCUCAUGCUGUCAAGAAGCUGCGCACCACCUUCAAGGCCAAGCGCGCCAGCACCUUCGUGCGAUGAGCGAGUCCGGAGAGGAGAGUUGGUUUCAGCGAGCGGGAAAAAGCGAUGAGCUGGAGGGGGAUUCAGUGGGAUGUGUGGGGACGUUUUUGUGUGUGUGUGUGUGAUGGAACGGGAAGGAACCCCUUUUCAGCUCCCUUUUCUGUUCUUUUGUUUGGAGGUACAGUUGGAACUUGGGAAGGAUAAGCUGCGUUCCUGUCCCGGAAGAAUCAUUGUCGCCCUGUGGAUCUUCACUCAGCCAGGAGUUGCA
Messenger RNA from Durusdinium trenchii, 874 nucleotides. The record is from the annotation of a GenBank genome assembly. Lineage: Eukaryota; Dinophyceae; Suessiales; Symbiodiniaceae.